Messenger RNA from Ananas comosus (pineapple), 2115 nucleotides. Its product is annotated as probable protein phosphatase 2C 6. The transcript has 4 exons. Gene Ontology annotation, biological process: protein dephosphorylation. The record is from RefSeq and is a predicted model, not a curated record. Lineage: Eukaryota; Viridiplantae; Streptophyta; Magnoliopsida; Poales; Bromeliaceae. Gene Ontology annotation, molecular function: cation binding; protein serine/threonine phosphatase activity. Bases 95 to 1615 code for a protein of 506 amino acids.
GCCUUUGGCGCGUGAUGAAGAGGCGGCGGCGGGCGUCCAAUGAGAGCGCGCCGCGUGGCAUGUGACGUCACAGGUUCGACGGCGACUGGAGGCGAUGGAGGAGUUGUCCCCCGCCGCCCCCGCCCUUUUCCCCGCUCCUCUCCUCGAAAACCCCAUGGAGAUCGCCCGCCUCAAGCUCAUCACCGAUGCCGCCGCCUUGUUGCCCCCCGAUCCCGAUCCCGCGCCCGAUCCCUCCCCGGCGACCGCCGCCGCCGCUGCGGAGGACGUCGAAUUGCGGUCGAUCGCCGGGAGCGAUGACGACGACGACGACGACGAUGCCGCGUCGAUCGGGCCCGAGCUCUCCGCCGAGAGCCCCUGCUCGAUUGCUAGCGAUUCGAGCAGCGUAGCUGAGGAGCUGCUGAAUUCGGACACGCCCUUUUGUGAGAUCGCAGAUGCCGCAGCCAAAGCUGUUGGUGAGAGUAGCGGUGAUACUAUGGCGAUCGGGGGCGAGAAUGAUGUCUCGGCCCCUGCUGUGGUGGAGCCGGCUACUUGCCGAGCGGGCGGCGGCGUGCGCAGCGUGUUCCUGCUCGAUUACGUGCCGCUUUGGGGCUGCACGUCGAUCUGCGGGCGGAGGCCGGAGAUGGAGGAUGCCGUCGUGGCCGCGCCUCGGUUCUUCGAUAUACCGCUUCGCUUGCUGACCAGCGAUGCCGUCGACGGGCUGGAUCCCUGCUCGUUUCGAUUGCCCGCCCAUUUCUUCGGAGUCUACGACGGCCACGGUGGUGCCCAGGUGGCUAACUAUUGUCGCGAUCGAAUUCAUGUCGCAUUGGUCGAGGAGCUGAGCAGUAUAGAUGAAGGUUUAGGAACAGAUCCUGUCGUCGAUUUUAAGAAGCAGUGGGAGAGGGCCUUCGUCGAUUGCUUUGAGAAGGUAGAUGAUGAGGUCGGAGGGAAAGCGAGGAGAGCGAAUGCUCAAAGUAUGGAGGAGGAUUCCGAUGGAAUCGGAGAAGGGCCGUCGGAACCUGUUGCGCCGGAGACUGUGGGAUCGACAGCUGUCGUUGCUGUUAUUUGCUCUUCGCACAUUAUCGUCGCAAACUGUGGGGAUUCGCGAGCUGUUCUUUGCCGCGGCAAGCAACCCGUGCCUCUAUCGGUUGAUCAUAAACCUAACAGAGAAGAUGAGUACGCAAGGAUUGAAGCAGGUGGGGGCAAGGUCAUACAGUGGAAUGGAUAUCGUGUAUUUGGUGUUCUCGCGAUGUCACGUUCAAUUGGAGACAGAUACCUAAAACCAUGGAUAAUUCCAGUACCCGAAGUCACAAUUAUUCCUCGUGCAAAGGACGAUGAGUGUCUUAUUCUAGCUAGUGACGGUCUAUGGGAUGUCAUAUCAAAUGAAGAAGCGUGCGAUGUUGCGCGCAAGAGGCUUCUCGUAUGGCACAAAAAGAAUGGCGUCUCUUCUUCUUCUUCGUCUUCUUCUUCUUCUUCUUCUUCCUCAACUCAACAGAGAGGGGGCGACUUCACAGACCCCGCUGCCCAAUCAGCAGCCGACUGCCUCUCAAAGCUUGCUCUCCAAAAAGGAAGCAAGGACAACAUCACCGUGAUUGUUGUCGACCUCAAAGCCCAGCGGAAGUUUAAGGCCAAAAUAUAACCCUGCCAGGUCCAGGUCUGAAAUUAAUAUCAUUGAUGAUAUAUAGGUUAGAAAGCAAUAUGAUUAUAGUUUACUGCAGUUUAAUGAUUAGUUUUACUGAGUUACGCAUGCCUUAAUAGGCCCUCAUAUUUAUUUCGCCCGAUGGGCCUCAAGUAAUGUAUUGUGUUGUAUACUGAUUCUGCUCUGCAGGCCAACUCUUGCCUUAUGCUUCAAGAUGCUGGUGCUCUGAUCUUAGCAGUUUCGUUCUUUUUUUAACUGGGCCAGCUACUGGCUAUGUAUAUGUUGAGCUUGUAGAGUUUAAAAAACAAAAAAAAUGGUGUUAUGUAACGACUAUUUUGACUUUGUUGAUCCGCUUUAUAGUAUCCGCCGCGUUCGCCUCCGAGUUUGAAGGCUCUGUGAGGUGUUCUUUUUUUGUUUAACACUUUUAGACUUCCUCCUCCUUUUUUGUUGUUUACUGUACUGAUGCUGUUGAAACAUGAAAUACAUGAAUGGCUUUUCUA